Oncorhynchus nerka (sockeye salmon) is the source of this 1206-nucleotide messenger RNA. RefSeq lists its product as uncharacterized. Lineage: Eukaryota; Metazoa; Chordata; Actinopteri; Salmoniformes; Salmonidae. The transcript is spliced from 6 exons. The record is from RefSeq and is a predicted model, not a curated record. The annotation marks the transcript as partial.
UACCCCAGCAGCAGCAGUAGCAGUUCCCCCAUUAGUAGCAGUUCCCCCAGCAGCAGCAGUAGCAGUUCCCCCAGCAGCAGCAGUAGCAGUUCCCCCAGCAGCAGUAGCAGCAGUUCCCCCAGCAGCAGUAGCAGCAGUUCCCCCAGCAGCAGCAGUAGCAGUUCCCCCAGCAGCAGUAGCAGCAGUUCUUCCAGCAGCAGUAGCAGCAGUUCUUCCAGCAGCAGUAGCAGCAGUUCUUCCAGCAGCAGUUCCCCCAGCAGCAGUAGCAGCAGUUCCCCCAGCAGCAGUAGCAGCAGUUCCCCCAGCAGCAGUAGCAGCAGUUCUCCCAGCAGCAGUAGCAGCAGUUCCCCCAGCAGCAGUUCCCCCAGCAGCAGUAGCAGCAGUUCCCCCAGCAGUUCCCCAGCAGCAGCAGUUCCCCAAAGUAGCAGUUCCCCCAGCAGCAGCAGUAGCAGUUCCCCCAGCAGCAGCAGUAGCAGUUCCCCCAGCAGCAGUAGCAGCAGUUCCCCCAGCAGCAGCAGUAGCAGUUCCCCCAGCAGCAGUAGCAGCAGUUCCCCCAGCAGCAGUAGCAGCAGUUCCCCCAGCAGCAGCAGUAGCAGUUCCCCCAGCAGCAGCAGUAGCAGUUCCCCCAGCAGCAGCAGUAGCAGUUCCCCCAGCAGCAGAAGUAGCAGUUCCCCCAGCAGCAGCAGUUCCCCCAGCGCUGUCUGUCUCCCGCUGGCUCGCACAGACACACAAGGUCUGCUCCGCUCUUUGAUGCUGACAGCUGCUUUCCGUCUGCGCUCCAUCUAUGAGCUCCCCCCUCUCACAUGCACCAUCAAGAGCAUUCUGUCGGACUUUAUCACCGCUUGGUAUGGCGACUGCAUCGACCACGACCGCAGGGCUCUCCAGAGGGUGGUGCGGUCUGCCCAACACAUCACCGGGAGCACAGUGCCUGCCCUCCAUGACACCUACACCACCCGGUGUCAUAGGAAGGCCAAGAAGAUCGUCCAGGACCUCAGCCACCUUAGGAAUGGCCUGUUCCCCCUGCUACCAUCUAGCAGGCGGAGACAUACAGUCAUUGGCAGCAGAGAACUGGAAGGAAUGGCGGAGUUUGCUUUGGGGAUGACCAGUGAAAUAUACCUGCAGGAGUGCGUGCUACGGGUGGGUGCUGCUAUGGUGACCAUGGAGCGGAUCCUGGAUGGAGAGCUGUGUGCUGUUGAUGAGUACUAA